This is a messenger RNA of Macroventuria anomochaeta, 1653 nucleotides long. RefSeq lists its product as uncharacterized. The record is from RefSeq and is a predicted model, not a curated record. NCBI's taxonomy places the organism in Eukaryota, Fungi, Ascomycota, Dothideomycetes, Pleosporales, Didymellaceae. The coding region runs from base 1 to 1653 and encodes 550 amino acids. The transcript has a single exon.
AUGGGCAAGGGUGACGCUACUCGGGUAGCCCAGUCCGACAGCCAAGAACUUCAGGAUGAGUUAGAUCGCCAGCUACGCCAGGAAGGCGAUGAUCGAAAGAGGUUGCUUGCGCACCAGAAAAAAGCGCAAACACCUGCUGCGAACCCUAAGAAAGGUCUUGUGGCUGCGUCCAAUGGUCCUGGGCAAACCACGGGCACCUCAAAGCCAGAGCCAUCACCCAAGCCUUCUGGUCCCACGACCUCUGACCUCGGAACACCACUCGCCAUGCAUCCAUGGGAGGUCCUAACAUCCAAGGAGCAAUGGUCCACCAAGCCAAACCUCCGAACAAGACAGUUCCUCGAAGAGCAUGGCCACGACGCUACAGCACUGCUCGAAGAUCUCCAAGAGCCGGCAUACGCCUGCCGGGACGCCGAGAUCCGUGAUGGAGUCUGGAAGUUGACGGACCAGAUCGAGGACUUUGCCUACGCACACUUCGGCUUCAAGGUUGACAACGAGCAACGCUUGCGGUCAGCUCUGGAGAGCAUGCAAGAAGAGACCGUGGAGAUCAUCGGAUGUGUUGUAUCUGGCGGUCCUGCAGGGGCGAGCGGUUGGGAAGACCUCUUCCUCGUGAACGACAAGCGCCAGGCACUCGUCUGCGCGAUCAUCGGCAACGUACUUGUUGACAAAGUCUUCCAGCACAUUUUCUUCGGAGGCACAGCAGCCCAGAUCCAAGAAAUCGCCGGACUACAGUGCCAACACCCAUACAAAGACAGUGCACUACACAACCCACACACGCCCACAUGUUCGCUAACACUCACAGGUUUCGACCGCAACGCCCUCUACGCGACGAAAAGCCGCUCCUUCCUCACCUCCACCAGCAAGAAGGGCAAAGCAUCCAUCGGCCGUCCCGUAUCCACCCUGCACCUUCCCGCCAACUUCAACACCCACGUCAACAACACCGUCGCCGCCCUUUACACGCACCUCAAGCCUCUACUCCAUCUCUCCCGCACCACCACCGCCACCCCCCUCUCCACCAACAGCCACUCCAUCAUCCCCCGCCUGCACUCCCUAACAACCCUCGCCGCCCUUCUAUCCCUCCAAAUGCGCCUCGACCCACACACAGCAUACCACUUCACGCCCGUGUUCAAAGACCAGCCCUUCACGCACUCAGAAACAGAGUGUUUCAACCAUUCUGCCAUGAUCGCCACACACCCCAAGGGCUCAGGCGACUUGAACCUCAUUUCCAAAUUCGAACAAGCCCGCUGCGUCACGCUCUCUGACACCGAACUAGCGCGCAUGAAGCGCGAUGAGGGACUCAUACAAAUCACCCUCCUCCCUGGGAUAACUGCGUAUAGGCUCGGCGGAUGGGAGACACCGUCCUCCGCUGCCUCAAACCCCCAGUUUGAAGGGGUCGGUAAGGGAAAGGGUGUACGCGCUCGACGGCUGACGGAUGCAUGGGUGUACUGCCGUUGGGGACGGCAGCGGGUGUGGGAGGGUGGGAAGUCGGCUGACGAUCCUGCUGUGCACGGUGUGGGCUGGAAGGAGGGCGGGUUUGUGGAGUUCUUUCCUGGUGUGCAGGGGGUGAGGAGGGAUCCGGGUCCUGAGAGUGCGGCGAGGAGGGAGACUGCGAAGAGCAAGAUGCAGGAGGAGGCAGGGAAGGCUUUGACCGUUUAG